Molecule: messenger RNA, 2477 nt
Organism: Asparagus officinalis (garden asparagus)
Lineage: Eukaryota; Viridiplantae; Streptophyta; Magnoliopsida; Asparagales; Asparagaceae
Product: ABC transporter B family member 25
Exons: 17
Coding region: 221-2119 (632 amino acids)
Biological process (GO): transmembrane transport
Cellular component (GO): membrane
Molecular function (GO): ATP hydrolysis activity; ATP binding; ABC-type oligopeptide transporter activity
Source: RefSeq, a predicted model, not a curated record
UGGCUCCACGUCCCUCACCCUCGUCCCCUUCGGUCGAGAAAACAAAAAAAAAGCAUCCGAUCAAAAUUCCAACGACCAACGGAUCAAGAAUGAAUAUCCAAUGAGUCCCACCCACAAAAAAGGAUCAAAAUCAAAACUUUUUAAGUGGUCCGUCGACUGACUCACAAAACAAAGUUCGUUCCUCUGAUUCGUCAGCAGAGAAGGAGAGAGGGAGAGGGAGAUGGGGAAGAAUCUGAGGAUCAAGACUGCAACCUCCAGUACUCUCAGGGACCCUCUCGUGAACGGACAACAGGAAUCAUCAGCCCCUGCUCUGUCAGAUCUCGAGCAUGGGGAUGCAGUGCAGCCUGCAAAUGUUGGGGUUUGUAGGGUUCUGCGGCUGGCAAAACCAGAUGCAGGACGGCUGGUUAUUGCCACCAUAGCAUUGUUGAUAGCAUCUAUGUCCAAUAUUCUAGUUCCGAAAUUUGGUGGUAUGAUAAUAGACAUUGUGUCAAGAGAUGUCAGAGAGCCAGAAGAGAAAGGUCAAGCUCUAGAUGCCGUAAAGAACACAGUACUGAGUAUUGUGCUGAUAGUUAUUAUAGGAUCUGUUUGCACUGUAUUGAGGGCAUGGUUGUUUAAUUCUGCCAGUGAAAGGGUAGUUGCUCGCUUGAGGAAGAACUUAUUUAGGCAUCUUAUUAACCAAGAAAUAGCAUUUUUUGAUGUUACUCGAACAGGAGAGCUACUAAGUAGACUAUCUGAAGAUACACAGAUCAUAAAAAAUGCAGCAACAACUAAUCUUUCAGAGGCCCUGCGCAGUCUCUCUACAGCUCUCAUUGGUCUAGUUUUUAUGUUUUCAACAUCAUGGAAAUUAACGUUGUUGGCACUGGUCAUUGUGCCAGGUGUUUCUAUUGCAGUGCGCAAAUUUGGGCGUUUCCUUCGUGAACUUUCUCAUAAGACUCAAGCUGCAGCUGCUGUCGCAGCUUCUAUAGCUGAGGAAUCUUUUGGGGCAAUACGUACGGUCAGGUCUUUCGCACAGGAGGAUUAUGAAAUUUCCCGGUACUCUGAAAAAGUAGAGGAGACAUUGAAGCUUGGGCUAAAACAAGCUAAAGUUGUUGGUCUCUUUGCUGGAGGACUGAAUGCUGCGACAACUUUAUCAGUUGUUACUGUAGUGAUUUAUGGAGCUAACCUAACCAUCAAUGGGUCCAUGACUCCUGGUUCUCUCACAUCAUUCAUUCUUUACAGCCUUACAGUUGGUUCUUCUCUUUCUUCUUUAUCAGGAUUAUAUACGACACUGAUGAAGGCUGUCGGUGCCAGCAGAAGAGUGUUUCAGCUUUUGGAUCGCAUGUCCUCAAUGCCAAAAUCGGGAGAUAAAUGUCCCAUAAGCGAACAAAAUGGAGAUGUUGAAUUGGAUGAUGUCUGGUUCGCUUAUCCUUCUCGUCCUGACCAAAUGGUACUAAAGGGAAUUACUUUAAAGUUAAGACCCGGAUCAAAGGUUGCACUUGUGGGACCAAGUGGUGGUGGAAAAACUACAAUUGCAAAUUUGAUCGAACGGUUUUAUGACCCGCUCAAGGGGAAGAUCUUACUUGAUGGAGUUCCUCUGGUGGAAAUUUCGCAUUUGUAUCUCCAUAGACAGGUCAGCAUUGUGAGCCAAGAACCCGUCCUUUUUAACUGUUCCGUCGAAGAGAAUAUUGCAUAUGGCUUAAAUGGCAAUGUUAGCAGUGCCGAAAUCGAAAAUGCUGCUAAAAUGGCUAAUGCACACGAAUUUGUGUCAAAAUUUCCUGAUCAAUAUAAAACUUAUGUUGGGGAAAGAGGGAUAAGACUGUCUGGUGGACAGAAGCAGAGAAUAGCAAUUGCAAGGGCUUUAUUGAUGAACCCUCGUGUUCUCCUCUUGGAUGAGGCUACGAGUGCUCUUGAUGCAGAGAGUGAAUACCUUGUGCAGGAUGCCAUGGAUUCUCUAAUGAAAGGGCGAACAGUCCUUGUGAUAGCACACAGGCUUUCAACGGUUAAAAGUGCAGAUACAGUUGCAGUUAUAUCGGAUGGUCAGAUUGCUGAAAGUGGUACCCAUGAAGAACUCCUGAGCAACAAUGGCAUCUACACUGCGCUUGUGAAGAGACAACUCGAAGGACCCAAAGUUGAAAUAUAGUUAUAAAGUUUAGUCGGAGCUAAGAUUACAGGAAACAUAAGAUCAUUUAUAAGACUGCGGAAUAUACUUGUGAUUGUAUCUGCUGCAAAAUCACUUGAUAUACUUACUUUCUGAGAAUGAAGAAGGCUCCAGUUCAGCAAUCCUGCCCCUUAAUGCUAAUUUCAUUAGUUGAAACAUUUGUGCUCUGUUUGCGAUUGCGCUUUCUUUUUCUUUCUUCUUCUUCUUCGAACUUUUUAAGUAUUGUUCACAUUUAGACCUGGCUUUUUUGCUUUUGCUUUUGUGAAUAACAAUUUACCAGUGCAUAACCUGGGAAAAUGCUGAUUGUAGUCUUAAUUGAUUUGAGUCUUGUUACCUCUCA